GCGCGGGGGGCCCCCGGCCCAAGCCCGCGCGCCGUGGAGGGGAUGGAGGCGCGAGACCCGACAACAGAGGCCCCGCGGCGGGGCCGGACUGGCCGGACCCCGGGGCCCGGUCAGCCGAGCCCCAUGAAGAGGCUGCUCGGCUUCGAGUGGUCAGACAUAUCCGGCUGGUCAAGGCUGGUGACCCUGCUCAGCCGCCCCACCGACCCCGCGAGCCUCGGUGUCUUCCGCUUCCUCUUCGGAUUCCUGAUGGUGCUGGACAUCCCUCAGGAGCGGGGCCUCAGCUCCUUGGACCACCGGUACCUGGAGGGACUGGAGGUGUGCCGGUUCCCGCUGCUGGAUAUUCUGCAGCCACUGCCCCUCGACUGGAUGUACCUCAUCUACACUAUCAUGCUGUUGGGGGCCUUGGGCAUGAUGCUGGGCCUGUGGUACCGCCUGAGCUGUCUGCUGUUCCUACUGCCAUACUGGUACGUGUUUCUGCUGGACAAGACCACUUGGAACAACCACUCUUACCUGUAUGGACUUCUGGCCUUCCAGCUGGCACUGACGGAUGCCAACCGCUACUGGUCCCUGGAUGGCCUGCGGAACUCCCGGAAGAGGAACGUGCAUGUCCCGCUCUGGAACUACACUGUCCUGCGCAGCCAGAUCUUCAUCGUGUACUUCAUCGCCGGGGUGAAGAAACUUGACGCUGACUGGGUUGGCGGCUACUCAAUGAGCUCCCUGUCCCGGCACUGGCUCUUCAGCCCCUUCAAGCUGGUGCUGUCGGAAGAGAUGACCAACCUUCUGGUGGUGCACGGGGGUGGGCUGGUGCUGGACCUCUCGGCCGGAUUCCUGCUGUUUUUCGACGCCUCGCGGCCCGUCGGUCUUUUUUUCGUCUCCUACUUCCACUGCAUGAACUCGCAGCUCUUCAGCAUCGGCAUGUUCCCCUACGUCAUGCUGGCCAGCAGCCCCCUGUUCUGCUCUCCAGACUGGCCCCGGCGGUUGGCAGCCCGCUCUCCUCACUGGCUCCGGGGCCUGCUGCCGGCCGCGGCCCCCCCGGAGCGCAGUGCCUCCUGCGUCUAUAAGGGGGGCAGGGGAGGCCGCCAGAGGCCAGGUUGGCGGCAGCGGCUGGGGGCCGCCUUCACGCUGCUCUACAUCCUGGAGCAGCUCUUCCUGCCCUACUCCCACUUCCUCACCCAGGGCUACAACAACUGGACGAACGGGCUGUACGGCUAUUCCUGGGACAUGAUGGUACACUCCCGCUUCCACCAACAUGUCAAAAUCACCUACCGCGAUGGGCUCACCGGCAAGCUGGGGUACCUCAACCCCGGGGUGUUUACCCAGAGCCGGCGCUGGAAGGACCACGCAGAUAUGCUGAAGCAGUACGCCGCCUGCCUGAGCCAGCUGCUGCCCAACUACAAUGUCUCCGAGCCCCAGAUCUACUUCGACGUCUGGGUUUCCAUCAACGACCGCUUCCAGCAGAGGCUGUUUGACCCUCGGGUGGAUGUCGUCAAGGCCACCUGGUCCCCAUUCCGUCCGACGCCCUGGCUGCAGCCGCUGCUCCUGGACCUGUCUCCGUGGAGGGCCAAAUUCCAGGAGAUCGAGGGUGGCCUGGAUAACCACACCGAGGUGGUCUUCAUUGCCGACUUCCCUGGACUGCACCUGGAGAACUUUGUGAGUGAGGACUUGGGGAACACCAGCAUCCAGCUGCUGCAGGGGAAGGUGACUGUGGAGUUGCUGUCAGAGCAGAAGAACCACUCCCUACAAGAAGGGGAUCGGCUGCAGCUGCCCCCUGGCGAGUAUCACAAGGUCCACACGGUGUCAGACGGCCCCUCCUGCUACAUGUACGUCUUUGUGAACACGACGGAGCUGGCCCUGGAGCGAGACCUGGCCCGGCUCCAGGAGCUGAAGGAGAAAGUGGAGAACGGAAGCGAGACUGGCCCACUGCCCCCUGAGCUGCUUCCCCUACUGGAGGGGGAGGUGAAAGGUGGCCCCGAGCCCCCCCCUCUGGUUCAGACCUUCCUGCGGCGGCAGCGGCGUCUGCAGGAGAUUCAGCGCCGGCACGCGGCCCCUUUUCACGAGCGACUGACCCGCUUCCUGCUGCGAAAACUAUACAUCUUCCGACGCAGCUUCCUGAUGACUUCCAUCUCCCUGCGCAAUCUCCUGCUAGGCCGCCCCUCCCUGGACCAGCUGGCCCAGGAAGUGGCCUAUGCCAACUUGCGGCCUUUCGAAACGGCGGCUGCCUCGGAUCCGGAGGCACCGGAGUCUCCCCCCUUGGACUCUGACUCCCCAGAUCCAAAACCAGCCCCUGGCCCAACAGCCACCCGGUCGGAGCUUUGAUGGGGUUGGCCUGCCCCUCGCCCCCUCAGGGUAGGUGGGUGGGAGAAUUUUUAGACUCAUUUUUUAAGCCCUUCCCCCCCCAUCCCAGGAGCAGGCUUCUCUCUCACAAUAAAUGGC
Molecule: messenger RNA, 2433 nt
Organism: Tachyglossus aculeatus (Australian echidna)
Lineage: Eukaryota; Metazoa; Chordata; Mammalia; Monotremata; Tachyglossidae
Gene: GGCX
Product: gamma-glutamyl carboxylase
Exons: 15
Coding region: 43-2316 (757 amino acids)
Biological process (GO): peptidyl-glutamic acid carboxylation
Molecular function (GO): gamma-glutamyl carboxylase activity; vitamin binding
Source: RefSeq, a predicted model, not a curated record